AUGAAGGUCCGAGAUAGGAGCGAAUCCUUGCUGUCAGAGGGCUGGGACUUCGAGGAGGAAGAAUCGAUUCGUGCGGAAAGUAAGCUGAGGGACACAGUCUGUGGUAGCCCAGUGACGCCCGUGGAAGGUACAAGUGGAGUAGGCGAUGCCAAGGCAGGACCGUCGAAGAGUACCACAGGAGAAGGCGAAGUGUUGGAGACAAAUGUGCCGAGCAGCAGCAACCAUGUUGCAGCAGUGAACGGGAAUGAGGAAGCGCUUUCAUCGAAGGAGAGCAUGCGUGGCGACGGCGUUGUUGAGAGCCAGGAGCUACCGCACGUGGACGAGGUGACUACGAUUGGAGUUCAGGGGAGCGAAGCAGGAGACUCACGCCUGGAGCGUAAUAGAUGGGAAGGGACUGAGCAGAUGAAAUCGACAGAGGAGAGAAUGCAGGAGGAGGAGGAGGAGGAGUUCGGGGCUUUCGACAGCCACGUGGAGGGGGAGGAGAAGCAUGACGAGGACGGCCACGCGGAGGAAGAGCAGGCGACCGUCACGGCAGCGCCGCUAGAGGAAGAGGAGGGCGCAGGAAGGGAGCAUGAGGAUGGGGGCUUCGGAGCUUUCGAGAGCCACGGGGAGGGGGAGGAGCAAGAGACCGUCACGGCAGCGCCACCACAGGAGGAGGAGGGAGAAGAGAGGGAGGGAGGAGGGGACGGCAUGGAGAAGGAGGAGGAGGAGGCUGUUUGCUUGACAAAGGGAGGAGGGAAGAGGGAUAGCUGCUGUAGUGAUGUUGAAAGGCUACCGAUGACAUUCAAGGGAUCUGGGAAGGAGCAGGAGGAGAGUUUGGUGGGAGAGUAUCGGCAAGCCCAGAACGGCAGAGGAGAUGAUGUCUUUGCUGAUGGUCGCGAGGAGGAGCAGGAGCUGGAUCAGGAACGUGAGCAGGAGGAGGAGGAGGAGAGAGAGGAAGUGGAUGAGGAGGAGCAGCUGGAACAGCUGGAGAAGCAGCAGCGGCAGGAGGAAGAGGAGCAGGAGGGGGCGGUGGAGGAUAAGGUCCCAGUGGAAGGUAACGCGGUGGAAAGCUUUACGUUCUUCGGGUCGGAGGGGGAGGAAGCGAUUGUACAGAGAGAUGGGGAGGAGAAGGCGCGAGGGAUGCAGAAAACCGACACACGGUUUGAAAAUGCGCGGGAAAUGGACGAGGAAGGGAAGGAGGAGGAGGAGGAGGAGGAGAACGAGGAAGAGAACGGGGAGGAGGAGAAGGAGGAGGAGAGGGAAGAAGAAGAGAACAAGGAGGAGAAGAGGGAAGAAGAGGGACAGCCCCAGGAAGAACAAGAGCGAGAGGAUGUGGAACAGGAAGCAAAACAGCAGGACGGGGAGACAGUGGACACCAAAUUGGAGGAGGAGCUUGUGAAUGGCAUCAGGAGCCCGGCGUGGGGGGAGGAGGAGGCGGAAGUGGCUGAAAGUCAGCUGCCGAGCUCGUCCUUCCAAGGUCAAGGAGUGACGUUGACAGGACAGGAGCCGGCGGAAGCACUCGAUGCUGGUCAGGAUGACGACGAGCGGGAUGGAGGGGACAUUGGAGGAGAAGGAGGAGAAGGAGGAGAAGGAGAUGAACCUGGGCUUGAAACCAUGGUACCGAAUGAUGAAGCGCAUGUAAGGGAAGGAGAAGCGGAAAUGUCUGUAGCAGAGAAGGAAGGGAAGGAGGAGGAAGACAAGGAGGAGGAAGCUUUCGGAUCGUUCGGUGGAGCAGAAGCAGAGAUGGAGGAACAAGCUGGAGGGGAGGAGGAGGACUUUGAGUGGGGAGGGACGAGCGCCUUUGACGACGCCGAAGGAGGCUUUAGUGAAUCGCAGCAGGGCUCAGGAGGAGGAGGAGGAGGAGGAGGAGGAGGAGGAGAGAGCGGAAUGGAGGGGGCUCACGAUGCUGACUUCGGGACCUUUGCGGGGGAGGACGGAGACGACGCGUUCGGAUCGUUCGGGGAGGAGGAGGGGGAGGAAACGAUGGGGUCCGAGUGGCCGGCGGGAGCUGCUGGGGAGGAGCGAGGGGAAGUGGAGGAGCACGUGGCGCGACUAAGUUCUAUUGAGGAUAAGGACUCCAGCUUGCCGUGGGUCAAGGACGUAGCAAGCAGCGUGCCUGUCUCUGAGGAGGAGGAGGAGGAGGAGGAGGAGGAGGUAGACGAGGACGAAGACGAGGACGAGUUCGGAGACUUCGAGGAGCCUAGCGAGAUCACUGAGGACGGGAGCAAACUCUUUGCGCUCCACCCUCCGCCGCACAUGCUUGAGGGCUCUCUCCUCGAGCUGUGGCAGAAGCUCUUGGGACCUAAGCCAACUCCUCCUCGUCGUCUUCAACUGCCAGACGUCUACUGA
Molecule: messenger RNA, 2331 nt
Organism: Guillardia theta CCMP2712
Lineage: Eukaryota; Cryptophyceae; Pyrenomonadales; Geminigeraceae
Exons: 8
Coding region: 1-2331 (776 amino acids)
Source: RefSeq, a predicted model, not a curated record